UUUCCAAAUGGAGCUUAAAACCCGGAGGAAAAGGCUGGGAGCGCCUGUAUCCCUGCUCUGGUGCACCUUGUGUCUGCUGGUUCUGCCUUCAUCGUCCACCUCCCACCAUGAGUCCGAUGACUCCAGUCUACUGCAGGUGACCAUCCCCAUAAACCCCCCCGUCUUGACUGUCCUGGGAGGCUCCCUGACUCUCCCCUGCCUGAUCUCCCUCGCCCACCCACCUCCCUCGCCCUCCUCCUACGGUCGCCUGGCUGUGCUCUCCCUGCCCCGGGUCAAGUGGACUGUGGUAAGGGCGGGCGGCGAGGAGACGGAGAUCCUGGUGGCCAGCGGGGACAGGGUGAAGGUGAGCGAGGCAUACAGGGAGCGAGUGUCCCUCCCUCACUACGCCGCCUCCCCCGCAGACCUGACCCUGAUGCUGAACGGGCUCCGGCACAACGACUCAGGCUUCUACCGCUGUGAGGUGCAGCAGGGCCUGGAGGACGCACACGACGUGGUGCUGGUCAAAGUCAAGGGUGUGGUCUUUCACUACCGCUCUGUUUCCAGCCGCUAUGCCUUCACCUUUGAGCAGGCCCGAGAAGCCUGUGAGGACAUCGGGGCUGAGAUGGCCUCUCCACAGCAUCUGUACGCAGCCUACGCCAGCGGCUUUGAGCUGUGCGACGCGGGGUGGCUGUCCGACCACUCCGUCAGAUAUCCGAUUCACAUGCCCAGGGAAGGCUGUUUGGGGGAUUUGGAUGAACAGCCCGGAGUCAGGAACUAUGGCAUUUUAGAGCCAGAUGAACUGUACGACGUGUACUGUUAUGUAGAAGACAUCAGAGGUGAGGUCUUCCAUGGCACUUCCCCAGAGCGCUUCACCUUCUGGGAGGCAAAGUCCUUCUGUCAGGGACUGGGAGCAGAGCUGGCCUCCACCGCUCAGCUGUACGCCGCCUGGAAUGACGGUCUGAACCACUGCAGCCCCGGGUGGCUGGCAGAUGGCAGUGUGCGCUACCCCAUCGUCACCCCCAGAGAGCGCUGUGGAGGAAAGGAGCCCGGGGUCAGGACGGUCUAUCGCUUCAACAACCAGACCGGCUUCCCAGAGCCACACACUAAACAUGAUGUGUACUGCUUCAGAGGUGAGAAUGAUGUUUACACAGACUCCCCUCAGGGCGAGCCUGCCACAGAGCCCGAGGACAUGGACCACGACAUCAUUUUCUCCACUCACUCAUAUAAAGAAGAAGACAUCGACCAAGUGACAUCUCAAGACAGUCCCAUGGUCCAACACACAGUAGAGUCCAUGGAAAACCACUCUGCCACUCCAGCACAAGAAUAUACUACAGAAGAUCAUCAUACUCCUGCACCUGAAGACCACCUAACAAUAACCGUUAAUGAAGAUAUAGUCAUAAAAAGCGAUUUUCAUGAGUCCUUUCAACAAGUUCCUUUAAGUUCAGAUUACACUACACAUCUAGAUGACAGUAGCGAGGCUGUAGAAUCUACUUCACCCAGUGUGGAAACUUUUGAGCACUUGGGCCAUAACACGACCGAAAACCUUGCCUUGAAUUCUCAUACUGAAAGUGAUUUUGCCAGUCCGCUUAAAGACCACACUGACCAUUUGGAAUUUGAAAUCAACAAUUCAACCAUAGUCCUUGAAGUUUCAGAGGAUUUUGAAGAAAAGACUACUAUCUGUGAGGAGAUGUCCCAGGUGACUGAUCCAACAGUAGAAGAGGAUUCGGGAGAAAUAGAUGAAUUAGAAGACAGCACAACAACAGAGGAGCCCAGACAGGAGAGCACAAAUCCUGCUCCUGAACGUCUACUCACUUUGAUUGUAACUGGAGCUUAUACAACUACUGCCACAGCAGAUCCUCCCUCCUCUGAAGUGCUUGAUGUCACAACAGAGGAGCCUCCAGACAAUCUACCUACACUCCAGAGUUCUGCUCUACCUUCUGAGGAGCCCACAUCUGAACCAUCUAUUGACACUGAUCAGUCACACACCUCCCAGUUUCUCCACAAAGUUACUUUCAUUUCAUCCACAUUUGUCACACUGCCCUCUAGCCCUGUGGAGGAGGAAGUCAGCUCCCAGAUCUCCACUCAAAUUCACCAAACCACUGAAGAAUCAGACAAAGGGCUAGAAGGAGAUAGUCGUGCUGAGAUGGUGAAUGCCACCAUAUUUGAGGAUGGGUCAGGGGAGUUCUCAGGUGAAGAAGUGGAAAUGAACGGACAUCGUUUUAGUCCAAAUCCUACAGCCAGAGUGGACAGCACAACAGUAGAUUCAGACUCCCAGCAGAUAACCCUGGUGUCUUAUGAGAGCGUGACACUGGGCUGGGAGCUGACGUCCGACGGGCCACCCCAAGAGUCCCGAUCUGAGGUACUCUACAGCCCCCUCACCACAGUGACAGGACAGGCUGAGGGAGAGACAGAGCAGGAGCACUUGACAGAAGCAACCGACAGGAACAUUAACGAGCCCUGGACUGAAGAGGACGACUCGAUGUCAUCAGGAGAAGUCUGUCCAUGGCAUUCUUAUGAGGAUACAUCAGAUGAUUCUGUUACCACAGACGUCCAGGACCUGCCCCUCUCCACUCCCACCCCCCAGGAAGUGACAGGAGAUGUGGAGGCGCACCUGGCCAUGGCUGCCUCUGUGCCGGAGGUCAGAAUGUCAUCUGUAGAUGUGCCAGACACCUGCUUGGAGAGCCCUUGUCUGAAUGGAGGAACAUGUAUUGAAGAAGAAGCUGAUGAAUAUAGAUGCGUCUGUCUGCCUGGAUACACUGGAGACUUGUGCCAGUCAGACUUGGGUGAGUGUGAGCCAGGCUGGGAUAAGUUCCAUGGCUUCUGUUAUCGUCACUUCUCCAGUCGUCAGAGCUGGGACACGGCCGAACAGCACUGCCGCCUGUGUGGAGCGCACCUGGUGUCUGUCAUGACCCCCGAAGAGCAGAACUACAUCAAUGAUAAAUUCAAAGAAUAUCAGUGGAUCGGACUGAAUGACAGAACUAUAGAGGGAGAUUUCCGCUGGUCAGAUGGCAGACCGCUGUUGUAUGAGAACUGGUCCAAAGGGCAGCCCGACAGCUACUUCCUGUCUGGAGAGGACUGUGCUGUGAUGGUGUGGCACGAGCAGGGCCAGUGGAGUGAUGUGCCCUGUAACUACCACCUGUCCUACACCUGCAAGAAGGGAGUCUCUUCAUGCGGUGAGCCUCCAAAGGUCCCACACGCUAAAGUGUUUGGCAGGAAGCGGUCACGUUAUGAGACCAGCUCCAUGGUACGUUACUACUGCGAGGACGGGUACAUCCAGAAACUCAACCCGGUCAUCCAGUGUCUGCCCAGCGGCCACUGGGAGGAGCCACAAGUUACAUGCAUUCCAACUUUCGCGCAUUUGAUGAAAGCGUCCUCGGUCACCACACCUCCUGCUGACAGCGCGGCCACACAGAAGUCUGCGCCGCAGUUUCGGUACAUCAAAUGGGACAUCUAAUUAUUAGAUUAUUAUUUUGUAUGUAUGACUGUAAUAACUACUGCACUGAAUCUAAAUGUUUGAAAUGUUGAAAAAUAGAUCCCAUAUUAUGACAUAUUAUCAUAGAUGGUAUAGGACAAUGGACAAUCUUGAUGUUAUGUGUCUUCUGAUUAUAGUUGAUUUCUUUUUUUUAAGUAAGAAAGUUAAGUAGAAAAUUAGUCAUGAAACUGUCUCUACUUAUAAGAGUUCUUUUGAGGCAGUAAAGUUGACCUAAAGAAGCACAGGAAAACCUAAACUGUAUAUUUUGCACUUUGCACAAUGUACAUUACCACAUAUAAAAACACAUAUAUCAUGUGACUGACACUUUCAGUUUAGACUGUAUCUGCAUUCUGACACUUUUCAAUAAUAAAAUAUCUCCCCCU
Molecule: messenger RNA, 3834 nt
Organism: Periophthalmus magnuspinnatus
Lineage: Eukaryota; Metazoa; Chordata; Actinopteri; Gobiiformes; Gobiidae
Gene: bcan
Product: brevican
Exons: 17
Coding region: 8-3433 (1141 amino acids)
Biological process (GO): cell adhesion
Molecular function (GO): calcium ion binding; hyaluronic acid binding
Source: RefSeq, a predicted model, not a curated record